Molecule: messenger RNA, 966 nt
Organism: Lagenorhynchus albirostris (white-beaked dolphin)
Lineage: Eukaryota; Metazoa; Chordata; Mammalia; Artiodactyla; Delphinidae
Product: olfactory receptor 2S2-like
Biological process (GO): G protein-coupled receptor signaling pathway
Cellular component (GO): membrane
Molecular function (GO): G protein-coupled receptor activity; olfactory receptor activity
Source: RefSeq, a predicted model, not a curated record
AUGGAAAAAGCUAAUCAGACCUCCCCCCUGGUGGGGUUCAUUCUCCUGGGCCUCUCAGCCCACCCAAGGCUGGAGGAAACAUUCUUUGUGCUCAUCCUGCUCAUGUACCUGGUGACCCUGCUGGGCAACGAGGUCCUCAUCCUGGUGACCAUCCUGGACUCCCGCCUACACAAGCCCAUGUACUUCUUCCUGAGGAACCUCUCCUUCCUGGACAUCUGCUACACAACCUCCUCAGUCUCUCUGGUCCUGGAUGGCUUCCUGGCCCCCCAGGAAACCAUCUCUUUCUCCACCUGUGCCGUGCAGAUGUUCCUCUCCUUUGCCAUGGCAGGGACAGAGUGUGUGCUCCUGAGCGUGAUGGCGUUUGAUCGCUACGUGGCCAUAUGCAACCCCCUUAGAUACCCUGGGGUCAUGAGCAAGGCUGCCUAUGUGCCCAUGGCUGCCAGCUUCUGGGCUAUUGGUGGUGUUGCUUCUCUGGUACACACAUCCUUGGCAAUUCAGUUGGCCCUCUGUGGGGACAACAUCAUCAACCACUUCACCUGUGAGAUCUUGGCUGUCCUGAAGUUGGCCUGUGCCGACAUCUCCAUCAAUGUGAUCGGUAUAGGGGUGACCAAUGUGAUCUUCCUGGGCGUCCCAGUUCUGUUCAUCUCUGCCUCUUAUGUCUUCAUCAUUGCUACCAUCCUGAGGAUCCCCUCAGCUGAGGGGAGGAAAAAGGCCUUCUCCACCUGCUCUGCCCACCUCACUGUGGUGAUAAUAUUCUAUGGGACCUUAUUUUUCAUGUAUGGGAAGCCCAUGUCUAAGGACCCUCUCCUGGGGGUAGACAAAGAGGAUCUUUCAGACAAGCUCAUCUCCCUCUUCUAUGGGGUGGUAACCCCCAUGCUCAACCCCAUCAUCUACAGCCUGAGGAACAAGGAUGUGAAGGCCACUGUGAGAAAACUGGUGAGUCAGAAAUUCUGGAAAAAAAAAUAG